Spea bombifrons (plains spadefoot toad) is the source of this 2163-nucleotide messenger RNA. RefSeq names its product potassium voltage-gated channel interacting protein 2 (gene KCNIP2). Gene Ontology annotation, molecular function: calcium ion binding; potassium channel regulator activity. NCBI's taxonomy places the organism in Eukaryota, Metazoa, Chordata, Amphibia, Anura, Pelobatidae. Gene Ontology annotation, cellular component: voltage-gated potassium channel complex. The coding region runs from base 1010 to 1717 and encodes 235 amino acids. The transcript is spliced from 8 exons. The record is from RefSeq and is a predicted model, not a curated record. Gene Ontology annotation, biological process: regulation of potassium ion transmembrane transport.
CCCAGCACUUGAGAAAUGAGCUAAUUUAAACACUGUUGGAUAGAUAGAGCUGCGAGGGAGAAAUCAGUUGUUUGACCAGUUUUGCAUAACACUGACAGCAGAGCCCGAGCAGGGAGGAGUGGAGCUCACACAAGACAAAGCAGGCAACUCUAGGGAAACAGAAGCCACAUACUGGGCUCUUUAAUGAGUGACUGCGCUUCGGCUACUUGAGAUCUCCAGCGUGAGAAGCAGUUGUGGAUGAAGUUCUGUAGCUGCACAGAAGCACAUAAUAGCUUGAAAGCUGCUUUUAGUAAGUUGCGGUGGUGAGGAGGUGCUGGUAGGACCUUCAUCCUGCAAUCACUCUGGACGUUUUGAGGUCCCAAGGAUGUUUUCCAGACCACUCAGGAGCCAAUGGAAAGAAAACAUUUGAUGAGCCUAGAACAUGAUAUGGUAUGAGGUGCUUUACAAAGGACAAGAUAUUUCAGCGGAAUAAGAAAAAUAAGGACAAUCCACUGAUUGCAGUAAUAAGGAGAUGCGGAAGAUCAUAAGAGAUAUUUGGAGCACAGAGGAUUGCUUGCAAGGUUUUAGAGAUUUAUAGGCUGUACAACAUGCUACAGGUGAGCAGCCUCAGGUCACAGCCUUUCGCAGGUGGCAGAGGAAAGAGUGGUACUCAGCAGAAGAACAUCCUAACUGUCCAUUAAGAUCUCAGGCUGGGUAUCCAAGGAGCUCAGGAAUGUGAAUGAAAAGAUAAAAGGAACUGAUCAUUGAUAAAAAAGUGAGAAGAUUCCAAAAAUCUCACUGGGAACAGUAGAUCCAUCCAGCAGCUCCUGAUUACUCAAGGUGCAACUUGCGGCUGGACAUUUAAUAACAUAGGAUGUGGGGUGCAUGUUGAAGGAGGCUGUGCGGAACCCUGGGUAAGGGGAUCGCAUUCCUGCAAGUAUCUCCACUUACAAGCUGCACACCGCUGGACAGCGCAUGGUGAAGCACAAGGUGCUGGUGACCACUCUGCACCCUCAGGUGUCUGCCCAGAAUGAUACUUGAGGAGGUGUGGCAGUCAGAGGGGGUCCAAACUCUGGGCAUUGUCUUCUUGGUCUUCAGCUCACUUAAAUUAUUGCACAUUCUUGGGAUUAUUGACUUCUCCGAGGAAGAUAGCGUGGAAGAUGAAUUUGAGCUCUCUACAGUUUGUCACCGUCCAGAGGGAUUGGAACAGCUUCAACAACAAACCAAAUUCACCAAAAAAGAACUUCAGGUUCUUUAUCGAGGCUUUAAAAAUGAAUGUCCAAGCGGUCUUGUUAAUGAAGAUAAUUUCAAACAAAUUUACUCCCAGUUUUUUCCACAAGGAGACUCCAGCAUGUAUGCACAUUUUCUGUUCAACGCAUUCGACACCGACCACAAUGGCUCCAUCAGCUUUGAGGAUUUCGUAGCAGGGUUAUCUGUUAUCCUCAGAGGGAGCAUCGAUGAUAAACUCAACUGGGCAUUCAACUUGUACGACUUAAACAAAGAUGGCUGCAUCACUAAGGAGGAAAUGAUGGAUAUUAUGAAGUCCAUUUAUGACAUGAUGGGCAAGUAUACGUACCCAAAUAUGAGAGAGGAAGCCCCGAGGGAACACGUGGAAAACUUUUUUCAGAAAAUGGAUAGAAAUAAGGAUGGCGUAGUUACGAUUGAGGAGUUUGUUGAAUCUUGUCAAAAGGAUGAAAAUAUCAUGAGGUCAAUGCAACUAUUUGACAAUGUAAUUUAGCGACCGUUUGAAUCACCAACGUUACUUGAAGAUCAAACUUUCAAACAGACUUCCUUCUGACUGCACAAAUACAGAAUAGUGUGUUUAAAGAGAAUUAAGAUGCAACUAUAAUCUCUGUAUGUUUUUGUUUUUCUGGCUAUUGUAAAAUCAAAAGGCUUAAGAAGUAGAUCGCCCUCUCGAAGGUUCAAAAACAAUUCCAUGUGACGUUGGCACGCUGCCACCAACUGGACCCAGCCUUGGGUCUUGGAUAGUUUUCAAGAGACCUUUGUCAACUCAAGAAUGCGUCUCGUCACGAUACAACAUGGGGACAACCUGGACAGCGGUUUUUGGAGGUCUUUGGAGACGUUGCUUGCUUUUCAUGGUGUGAAACCAAAAUUGGACUAAAGUCUAAAAAACCAAGGGGAACUCAUUGUUUUGUACCUUUAAAUAUUAUUGUUUUUUUCGUU